UAAAAACCUUACCUGCUAUUCCGGUUGUAUUUAGUUCUACUUGUACCCUCUUUGUUUUGUUCCUAACCUUUGUCGCUUUGAUUCUCCGCUUGCUGUGUGUGUGUUCGGUUCUGCUUCUCUUGUUGAAGAUCUUCUUCUUCUUCUUCCCUUCAUCCCUUUCAAGAAACUUAGGCGGCAAUGACAAAGGGCAAGGGAACAGGAAAGACUUCGAGGGAAGUAUUGAAACCAGUUGAUGACCGAAAGGUAGGAAAGCGAAAAGCAGCUUCUAAACCUGAGAAGAGCAGUGCACCAAAGACGACUAAAAAGGACAAGAAGGCCAAGAAAGAUCCCAACAAACCAAAAAGACCUCCAAGCGCUUUCUUUGUCUUUCUUGAGGAUUUCAGAAAGACUUUCAAGGCAGAAAAUCCUAAUGUGAAGGCUGUAUCAGCUGUCGGAAAAGCUGGAGGAGAGAAAUGGAAAUCUUUGACUAAGCCGGAAAAAGCUCCAUAUGAAGCCAAGGCUGCAAAAAGGAAAGUUGAGUAUGAAAAACUUAUGAAUGCUUAUAAUAACAAGGUAAUCAUAUGUUGUGUUUCUAGUUUUGCUGUUUGUGUUUUGAUUGUCUUGUUCAUGUGUUUAACUUUCUUUAAUGUUGAUAGCCAAGUGCAGCAGACGAUGAAGAUGAGGAAUCAGACAAGUCCAAAUCUGAAGUUAAUAAUGAAGAUGAAGCAAGUGGAGAGGACGACCACCAAGAUGAUGAGGACGAAGAUGACGAGGAAGAGGAUGAUGACGAUGAAGAUGAUGAUUGAGAUUUGUGUGCAUAACUUGAAAUAUGAUGUUUCAUUGGUUGAGGGAAGCUUUUAUGUAUUUUGUAGUAGGGCUACUUUUGGAUAUCUUUGUUGGUUGAAUAUUUAUCUGUUAUUGCUGGUAUGAUAUUUUUCCAGCCAUUGAGCUUCCUCAGUUGUUGGUUAUUGUGCUUAAAUUUGCCUUUGUGCACUGUGCCUCGAAUGUGUUGGCUUCAGAUGAUAAAUUUCAUUUUGAUCCACGCUUUGGCAUAAUUGUAUGUAGUGAAGUCGCCUACACAUUAUGUAUGCACUAAACUUAGUUUUAAUAAUUUGUCGCGAUUAUCUCA
This is a messenger RNA of Trifolium pratense (red clover), 1108 nucleotides long. Its product is annotated as high mobility group B protein 1. NCBI's taxonomy places the organism in Eukaryota, Viridiplantae, Streptophyta, Magnoliopsida, Fabales, Fabaceae. The coding region runs from base 178 to 909 and encodes 243 amino acids. The record is from RefSeq and is a predicted model, not a curated record. The transcript has 7 exons.